AUGGCUAUGGGAAGUGACUGGACGGUGCAAAACUUGGACUUCUCAAGCUGUGGAGAAGAAGAGGAGGGUAGUGACAGCAGUUUGGAUGAAUGGAGCUCCAGAACUCCUCAGAUCCUAAGUCCCAACUCUGUGUGCAGGACUCCCAUAGUGCAGCGUCAUCGCACCAGGAGCAUCACCAUAUCCCCAUCCAUCCCAGUUUCACCGACCACCCCCAUUCCCUAUGCCGCCUGGAGGAAACUGAGGCUCUGUGACUCCCCCAGUACUCCCAAGGUGUGUAGACAUUUAUCAUAUGUAUAAUAUAUGCCAUUUAGCAGAUGCUUUUAUCCAAAGCGACUUAGUCAUGUGUGCAUACAUUUUAUGUAUGGUAGUCCCGGGAAUCGAACCCACUAUCCUGGCGUUGCAAACUCCAUGCUCUAUCAACUUACUACAGAGGAUCAUGCCCUCAUGGAUUGCUUUCUUGAUUUCUUUCAUCUGAAGUUAUUCAUGUGAUCAUGCUUAUUUCAAGUGGUGGAAAAAUCAUCACAUAUUACAUUACAAUGUGUAGCUACCACCAAUGUAAAAUCUUGGAAUUCAGUGCAUUUUUACAGGUCAAAAGGAUUUAUUUCUCCACAUCCCUCUAAACCCAAGAGUCUGCUGUCCAAGUCGACUCUGCCCAGUUCUAGCACCAAGAUAUGCCGCAGUCAGAGGGCCCUGCGCUUCACCACUUCCACUGACCCUGCUCAGUGCAGCCGCAUGCCCUCUGUCAACGUGAACCCCUUCACCCCCGACACUUUCCGCAGGACCAGAGAGCACUACAAGAGGAAGAGUCGGAGGAGUGACCACGAUGAUGAAGACAAUGAUGACUAUGGAUUCAGGUAACCCAACUAAGGGUUGUGAUUGUGAAUUUGAUUGUUUUCUGUGUUUUGGUGAUUUGUUUAAUGGCCUUGCUACCAUGUGCUAUCUGAGUACCUACAGUGUUCUGAGACUGAGUGGGUUUGUGAAGUUAUUGUCAUCUCCUCUUUUAGAAUGAAACCGAGCCAUACGUCAUCAGAGGAGGAUGAUGAAGCAUUUCUCCCGUCCAAGGUACAAACUAUUUUUGUCCAUUGGUUGAACAGUUGGCUCUCUCUCUCCCCUGCCUGUCUACGGCGCAUUUAGUCACUAAGCUCAUCACUUUUGGACACCUUCCACUGUUCCUCUGGCCCUCCUAAUACUCUGCCAUUCACUCUCCCACUUCCUGGUUUUGUCCUCCAUCUGUCUGUGCAGAGGCAGGCUGUCCAGGCUUUCAUGCUGUCUAGGUAUGAGAGUGAAUUUCUGGAGCUUGGACGCAUCGGUGCGGGGGAGUUUGGAGUGGUGUGCAAGUGUGUGAAGAGGCUGGACGGCUGCUUGUACGCCAUCAAGCGCUCUCGCCGACCACUCGCAGGGUCUGCCAAUGAGUGAGUCAACACUACCGGCCUCACAUUGUUUAAGAAUAGCCUGGGCCUUAUGAUCAGUGUGAGAAUCGGAAACAGAUCAUCUACAGCACGUGAAAAACUCAUUCCACGGAGGGCCGAGUGUCUGCGGGUUUUUAUCCUCCCUUGUACUUGAUUGAUGAAUUUUAAGGUCACUAAUUAGUAAAGAUCUCCCCUCACCUGGUUGUCUAAGUCUUAAUUGAGAGGAAAAACCAAAAACCCGCAGACACUAGGCCCACUAUGGAAUGAGUUUGACACCCCUGAUCUACAGAUAAUCAAAUGCAGAGGGUCGUUGAGAUGUUCUACUUUAUUAUUUACAGUAUGUAAUGGAUGUGGUUUGAAAAUACGUAAUGAUGUCCCCUUUCGUCCCCAGGCAGCUGGCCUUAAAGGAGGUGUAUGCACAUGCUGUACUUGGACAUCACCCCCAUGUCGUCCGCUAUUAUUCAGCAUGGGCUGAAGAUGAUCACAUGAUCAUACAGAACGAGUAUUGUGAUGGUAGACUGUGGAUAUAUAUUUUUUGUUUCAUUCCCACCUGCACUGUUGGAGCUCGGAGCUUAAGUAUUUCACUGUACACUGCAACUACAUCUGCGACCCUGUGCAUGUGACUAAAUAAAAAUUGAAUCUAAAUGACUGAAUAUUGGCGUGGGGGGGGGGGUUGGUCAGCAAAAUGUCUGGAUUGAUGUAUGAGACUUGUCAUGAAUUUCUUUGCGCUUCUCAAUGUACUGUGUUGUGAACAAUGCAGGUGGGAGUCUCCACGAUGCCAUAGUAGAGAAGGAGGCACGUGGAGAGCUGUUUCAAGAGCCGGAGUUGAGGGAUCUACUUCUUCACGUCUCCAUGGGUCUCAAGUAUAUUCACAGCUCUGGACUUGUGCACCUGGACAUUAAACCCAGUGAGUCUCCUCUUCUCUCUUUACUUAUUCACAUCAAUGUAUGCUUCUCACCUCCACUGUUUCUCACCCCGCUCUUGUUUGUAGGUAAUAUCUUCAUCUGCCAAUGCUCAAGCACAGGUGGAGUGGGUGAGAGUGAGGAGGAAGAGGACGGAGGCCCUUCAACAGGGGUAGUUUAUAAAAUUGGUAAUUGUUGUUUUUCACUUAAUAUCCACUCAUGUUUUCUCUACUAGCUUUGGUGCACUCUGCACUGCAUUAUGGACAUACCAUCUGUGAUUUCUGUUUGUCUCCGCAGGUGAUCUGGGCCAUGUGACAUCCAUCAACAGCCCACAAGUAGAGGAGGGGGACAGCCGCUUCCUCGCCAGCGAGGUCCUGCAUGAGGUACAGUAAAAGUUGUGGAUCUAUUCAGACUACUUUUGUUUGUUUGAAUGUAUACCUUCUAUCCCAUGAUUCUCCCUGCUGUCCAGGACUACAGCAAUCUGCCUAAGGCAGACAUAUUUUCACAAGGCCUGACUGUGCUGCUGGCAGCAGGGGCGCCCCCUCUCCCUCAGAACGGAGAUGAGUGGCACAGUCUCAGACAGGCACAGUUACCCAGCCUGCCCCAGGAGCUCUCCCCUGCUUUCAGAAGCCUCAUUCAGGUACCAUAUGUACUCAUACUUUACUUAACUGUACUUGUUUUGGUCAUGUCUGCACUCUUAUACCUUUGUCUUACUUUUACACCAUCUUUUGUUUUUUACUUCUUGGCAUGAUUUGUAUGUGCUCAAUGAAGGGUCUUAUGAAAUGCCAGCUGGAUAUAUUUUCUGUACUUUCCAAAUCAAAUUGUGUUUAGCAUGUGCCGAAUGCAGCUGGUGUAGACUUUACAGUGAAAUAAUUCCUUACGAAUCUUUCCCAAUGAUGCAGAGUUUUACAAAUAAUAUUAUAAACUGGGUGGUUCGAGCCCUGAAUGUUGAUUGGCUGACAGCAUGGUAUAUCAGACCGUAUACCAUGGGUAUGACAAAACAUGUGUUUUUACUGCUCUAAUUACUUUUGUAACCAGUUUAUAAUAGCAAUAAGGCACCUCAGGGGUUUGUGGUUUAUGGCCAAUAUACCACGGCUAAGGGCAGUAUCCAGGCACCAUAGCCGUGGUAUAUUGGCCAUAUACCACACCUCCUCAGUUACUAUUUUAUAGUUAAACAAUAAGGCCUAACGCAAGGAAUAAAAUACAGAAGAAUGGAGCUAUGUACAGGGAGUACCAGAUCAAUGUGCAGAGGUACAAGGUAUUCACAGCUUAGGAAGGGACAGAUAUUAACCAGUACCACACAAAGCUAAGUCAACACACUGAUUGCCUUUCAUUCUAGAUAUACAAAUAACAACAAAUGUCGUCCCAAGGUUUAUCUCUUGGCAUUGCUAUAUUAGCAGCUUGUUGGGAGUAAGCUCUCUUUGUGUCUCUGUCAGACUCUGCUGGAUCCGGAGCCAUCUCAACGACCCUCUGCGUCAGCUCUAUGCAGACACCCUGUUUUGAGGAAGGAGAGGACUGGGAACCUGGCUGCUCAACUACGCAGAGAGCUCAACGUGGAGAAGUUCAGGACAGCCAUGCUGGAAAAGUGAGGGGAGCGAUGAUGUCAUUUGCAUAGAAGUUGGUUGAACUGGACAGAAUUCUCCACUAGGGGGUGCAGUUUAAUAUGAAACAGAAAAAAAUGCAUUUCACCCCUGUGGCACAAAUCAUGCUGAUUGUUAUAUAUUUAAUUGAUCAAUAAGGCUGGGGUACAUAAAGUAUGAAAGAGACUAAAGUAAUCAUUUAUGCUUUGAAAUUGUAUUAUUAAAGUAAGUGAAUGAUUCCAUGUACGUAAACACCCUCUUGUCGAUUCCUCCACAGAGAGCUGCAGGAGGCUCGUUUGGCAGCACUGUCCCCACAGCAAGCCUUUCCCCCUGGGCUGCAGCAGCCCAUUAAUACAGGGUCCUUGCCCAAAGCUGGGCGGAGGCUGGUCGGUAGGAAUGCUGCCCGGUCCAUGAGCUUCGGCUGCCCAGGGUAUGGAGUGUGAAAGGUGAUCACAUGCUGGGCCUUAUUGGAAGUACCAGAACACUGACUCUCCUCGCUGCAAAGUCUUGGUGUUGCCCCUGACUCAAGGGACCUCUUACACUGGCUAAAUGUAUGUUGGUGAGCAGCAAGGUAAAAGGUUACCAAGAAGAGCCUGUGGUGGUUUAUUUUGUGUGUCAGUGUAGUUGAAUCACAGUAUUUUAGACUAAUUUAUAUCAAAGCGGGAAGGAUUUGAUGCAAAGCUCCAUUAAUUCCUUGUGUAGUGCUUCUGCCUUUUAUCAGUGUUUAACUUCUGUGGAGUAUGUUUUAGUGUGCCAUAAUUUGGGCCAUUGAGAACUGCUGCAGACACCAGUGAGUGCAAUGCCAAGUGAGCAAUGUUUUAUCAACAGCAAUGAUUUGUUGCUUUUUACA
Messenger RNA from Coregonus sp. 'balchen', 4741 nucleotides. The record is from the annotation of a GenBank genome assembly. NCBI's taxonomy places the organism in Eukaryota, Metazoa, Chordata, Actinopteri, Salmoniformes, Salmonidae.